Lotus japonicus is the source of this 917-nucleotide messenger RNA. Its product is annotated as multiprotein-bridging factor 1a. The transcript is spliced from 4 exons. Lineage: Eukaryota; Viridiplantae; Streptophyta; Magnoliopsida; Fabales; Fabaceae. Gene Ontology annotation, molecular function: DNA binding. The coding region runs from base 91 to 519 and encodes 142 amino acids. The record is from RefSeq and is a predicted model, not a curated record. Gene Ontology annotation, cellular component: nucleus.
AUUUUAUGACAGCACUUACAAUUUUCACGUUCGUUUUCAUACAAAGAACCCUAAACAGAGACAUACACAGAAAACCAUCACCAGAUAAACAUGUCGGGAGUGGGCCCUCUUUCUCAGGAUUGGGAACCCGUCGUCCUCCGUAAGAAAGCUCCCACCGCCGCCGCCAAGAAGGACGAGAAAGCCGUCAACGCCGCCCGUCGCUCCGGCGCCGAUAUCGAGACCGUCAAGAAAUUUAAUGCUGGGACUAACAAAGCUGCCUCUAGCAGCACUUCAUUCAACACUAAGAGGCUGGAUGACGAUACAGAAAGUUUAGCUCAUGAGCGUGUCCCAACUGAACUCAAGAAGGCGAUAAUGCAAGCUAGGAUGGACAAGAAACUUACUCAGGCUCAGCUUGCUCAAAUAAUCAAUGAGAAGCCUCAAGUGAUCCAAGAGUAUGAGUCAGGGAAGGCAAUUCCAAACCAGCAGGUUAUUGGCAAGUUGGAGAGAGCCCUUGGAGCUAAACUGCGUGGCAAUAAAUAAGGAACCUUUUCUCAUCAUGCUUGUGCUCUAGAUUUGCAUGCCACUGUCGAAGAGUGUUGUGUUUGUGUUUGUGUUUGCGUUUGCGUUUGCUCUCUAAUUGUGUAUAUUAAUUAUUAAGACAUAUAUAUGGUUGAGUAUGCUGGGUCUCAUCUGUUCGAAUAAAUAAAUUAAGUUGCAGUUCAGCAUGGAUAAAGUUGUGUAAAUGGAGUGGAAAAAAGAGAAGAAGAGAGAGAAAGGAAAAUAUAUGGUGGAUGAUAUGAUGGCAAGAGAAGAGAGAUUGUUAGGAAGCGAGAUGUAAAUGAAAUUGAUUGUGAAUGAAUCAUAGCUCUUUGGUUAAACCCUCCUUUUUAGCAGGGAAUGUAUGGAAUGAUUGGUUUAUAGAGAAAGUCUUUAUAGCA